This is a messenger RNA of Contarinia nasturtii (swede midge), 3920 nucleotides long. RefSeq names its product phosphatidylinositol-binding clathrin assembly protein LAP (gene lap). The coding region runs from base 1182 to 3134 and encodes 650 amino acids. The transcript has 14 exons. Gene Ontology annotation, molecular function: clathrin heavy chain binding; SNARE binding; phosphatidylinositol-4,5-bisphosphate binding. The record is from RefSeq and is a predicted model, not a curated record. Gene Ontology annotation, biological process: synaptic vesicle budding from presynaptic endocytic zone membrane; clathrin coat assembly; clathrin-dependent endocytosis. Lineage: Eukaryota; Metazoa; Arthropoda; Insecta; Diptera; Cecidomyiidae. Gene Ontology annotation, cellular component: synaptic vesicle; clathrin-coated vesicle; clathrin-coated pit.
GAAAAAAUGUAAAUGUUGCCGAAUGAUAGCGGCUACAAUUUGAAAACUGAUGAAACAAAAAUACACCCAAGAGAUAGUCGCUAGAUUUCUGACAGUGAGUGUGAAAUGGUAUGACUGAAAUGGCAAUAAAAUUGACUGUAAUGUGGAGAUACACAAACACAUAGUACGUGAAAAAGAUGCCAAUCGAGUACAAUCCAACCUACGAAUCAGUGGUGUUGCAUGAGAACCAUUUUUGAUUCCAUCAAACAACACACACAAAAAAUUCAUUUUGUACACGGGCGCAAGAAGUUUCUCAAUCGCAUUCGCGUUUAAUUCAUAUUCGUUUUAUGUUUUGCAAAUUGUCAAUAAUCACUCAAUCGUCUUGCAUUUGAAUUGUAUAAUGAUUUGAUGGAAAAAUAAUUGGCAUCAUUUUAAAUUUUAUGUGAUUUGUUUAUUGUACAGUGUGAACGAAUUAAACACCGAAAUAAGUAAUAUUGAGAACUUAUGUGAUUAUCAGUAUGGUGUAUUGAUUGUGGUGUAACAUAUAAAAAAAGAUACUUGCGCUGUCACUUGGCAUCAAAUAAAAUAUUUCUCUUAUGUAUAAUAAACCAAGGGGCCAUCAUUCGGAUAUUCGCGUUUCAAUUGAAAAUAAGUUAAAUGUAAAUUGAACUGAUAAAACGUGUGCGACAGGGCAACAUCGUUUCGAUGUAAUGUGAAUGAACGAACGGCAGAGAGAGAGAAAAAAAAGCUGAAAACGCCACAAAAAUUUAUGGUGUUAGUCACGAAAGUUGAAAGUAGUGUUCCAAAAAUCGAUUAUUCACACCACACGCAUAAAAGCGAGAAAUUGUGUUUCUGUCCUGUUUUUUUUUCUUAAAUUUAAAAAGAAAAAAAAAACAUUUCAAAAAUAAACAGUUGGAAUAUUCAUCGACAAUAAAGACCGAAAAAAGAUCAAAUUCAAAUAGAACAUCGUCUGUUUUGCUGUUAUAAAACAUUAUUUUUAAUCGAUUCAAAGCUAUUUUUGUCGGUAUCACUUGAGAAAUAACAAAAAUUACAGUGAAAUUCACACAGAUAUUCGCACUUGAUUAAAUAAAAACGAACAACAACAACAAUAAGAAGAACAAAAUCUACCCGUGAAAAUAAUUGAUUAAAAUCAAUAGAAGUUAAUUUUCAAGUGUACCAUUUAAGAUAUACAUUUAAAAAAAAUGGCUGGUCAAACAAUAAACGAUCGACUUUUAGCGGCCCGACACAGUUUAGCUGGUCAAGGACUUGCUAAAUCAGUAUGCAAGGCGACUACAGAAGAAAUGAUUGCACCCAAGAAAAAACAUUUAGAUUAUUUAGUGCACUGUACAAAUGAACCAAAUGUAUCAAUACCACAAUUGGCCAAUUUGUUGGUGGAACGAACACAAAAUGCGAAUUGGGUGGUCGUCUACAAAUCAUUACUCACCGUACAUCAUCUUUUAGCAUAUGGAAAUGAGAGAUUUAUGCAAUACUUAGCGUCAAGUAAUUCCACGUUUAAUUUAAGCAAUUUCCUGGAUAAAGGUGGCGUUCAAGGCACCGUCGGUGCAAGGAUUGGCUAUGAUAUGUCACCGUUCAUUCGACGCUAUGCAAAAUACCUGAACGAUAAGGCAUUGUCGUAUCGCACCGUGGCAUUCGACUUUUGUAAGGUGAAACGGGGAAAGGAAGAAGGCUCAUUACGUACCAUGAAUGCAGAUAAAUUGUUGAAAACAUUACCAGUGCUACAGUCACAAUUGGACGGUCUGCUUGAGUUUGACUGCCAGGCCAAUGAUCUCUCUAAUGGUGUGAUAAACAUGUGCUUCAUGCUUCUGUUUCGUGACUUGAUCCGUUUGUUUGCAUGCUACAAUGAUGGUAUCAUUAAUUUACUGGAAAAGUACUUCGAUAUGAACAAAAAGCAAUGUAAAGACGCAUUGGAUUUGUAUAAACGAUUUUUGGUGCGAAUGGAUCGUGUUGGUGAAUUUCUUAAAGUGGCUGAGAAUGUCGGCAUUGAUAAGGGAGAUAUUCCAGAUUUAACUAAGGCACCAAGUUCAUUGCUUGAUGCACUUGAGGGUCAUCUGGCUACAUUAGAAGGUCGAAAAACAUCCGCUGCAAAUACACCAACACAAUCAUCUGGCGCUGCGUUUGGUGCAUCCGCAUCCACUCGUAACGAUCAAUAUUCAAAUGGUAUCGAUGAAUCAAUCAAACAACAAGCUCUUGCCGAAGAAGAAGCCGCCAUGAAUCAAUACAAAGUACAAACGAAAGUAAUAUCACCAACUGGAGGCGCAUCAGCAGCAGCGAAUAAUCCAUUUUUGUCAUCGCCAACAAGUGUAGGAAAUAUUGUUGAUUUGUUUGGUCCAACCGCAGCUUCCGCCGUGCCACCAAAUUCAAAGGCAUCCGAUGAUCUGUUGCAAUUAGGAAAUCCAUUUGCAGAUAUGUUUGGUAGUCCGGCUCCAGCUCCUCCAGCUCAGCCACUUGUUGCUCCUGCACCACAAAGCAAUGCAUUUGUGUCGGACAGUAAUUUCUCAUCGGUAUUUGGUGCCAGUGAACCAGUUGAAGAGACUUUACCGAAUCCAUUUCUAUCGGAACCAAUUGCUCCAGCAGGUUUUGACGCAUUGGGUGAUGUUUUGAAACCAGCUUCUGCUUUGUCUGCGUCAACAACAAACGGUUCUGUUUCAUCAACAGGUCAACAAUCACAGACGGCUGGCCAAGCACCACAAUCAAAUUCAACUGGAAAAGUACUUACAGGCGAUUUGGAUAGUUCGUUGGCAUCGCUAGCGGAAAAUUUAACGAUGAACAAAAGUCAAUGGAAUUCACCAAAAAAUACGGCCAAACCCGGCUCAACCGGAUGGUCACCGCAACCAAUGGCUGCCACAACCAAUACAAACUAUCGUCCAAUGGCGCAAGGUACUGUAAGUCCAGCUCCAAGCACUGUACAUUAUCCAUUUGUACAUGCUUACAAUUCUGCAAUGACGCAAUACCUACAACAGCAAGGGAUGCCAAUGCGUCAACCGAUGAUGGCCGGGGCGCAACCUGGAAUGAUGCCAAUGAAUAUGGCUCAACAACAACCAUUCAUCAUUCCACAACAAACGAGUGCCGUGUCAACUGACCAUCAAAAUGGGAAAGCCAAUAAUGUACAACUGGAUCCGUUUGGAGCAUUUUAAAUGUGUUUGGCGUAAUAACAAAUAAGCAAGCAACAAUAAAUUAUGGCAUCGAUUGAAACAGAUUAGAAAAAAAAUACAAAACAAACUACAUAGAUUCUAUUCUACUAUAUAUUAUAUAUGUAUAAAAAACAAAAGAGGAAUUCUGAUCAUUAUUUACAAAGAAAAUUAAAUAAAUUCUAUUCAUACAGUUCAUGAGAUGAGAUAACUUCAGAGCAGAAAAAAGAGAGUUUGUAGAGUAUAAAUAUAAAAGGAGAAAAUCUCUCUCUCUAUAUAUAUAUAUAUUAUAAAUAUAUUUAAAUAUUGAUUUAUGUUCAAAGUAUUAUGCAUGAGAGCCGCAGCGGCAACUGAGAGAAAAAGAACAAAUUAACACACACUUUGUCGCCGUCGACGGUGAAUCGCUUAGUUUAAAUCAUAUGAUAUAUAUAUAAUAAUGUUUGCAAAUAGCAUCAUUUCGAUAUAAAAAAAUGUUAUAAUUCGAGAUAGAGAAAAAAAAAGAGAAUAAAUCGCAGAGAACAAAAAUUAUUAUACGGCAGCAGCAGAAAAGUAGUUGAGUUCUUUUUUUUUUAAGUUUGUUUAAAGAAAAUUUACUUGCAUCAUAUUCUGCACGCUCGGUAUGAGUGCAUAGCAAUGGAGAGUCAAUAAAAUUGAAAAUGAGAAACGCAAGCAACUUGAUGAACAAUAUGUAUUUAAUCUUGACUUCAAAACGUUAUUUCAUUUGAAAUCGCUUAAAAUUUUCAUCCUAUGUAAUUUACUUGCAAAAUAUAGGUCAGAACAAAAACAAAACUA